UCCAAGCAUAUCAUAUAUUCACCAUCCAACAAAAAAAUAUUCCUAGGGAAAAAAAAAAAGAAGCCCUAAGUUGCCAUUACAAAUCCCAAAAUGAACAGCAACAACAACCAAAACGUGAAGAAGAUCAAGUCCUUGCAACUUCCUCUUCGCAACACUGUCACGGAGAAGGCAAGAUCGCCGGUGAUGUUCGGAAAAUCCGCGGAGAAAACAACCGCGAGGAAGCUCGAGAGCAAACCGUCGAUGGACGUGGACGAAUGUGCCGAAGCUUUCAUCAGAAAAUUCCGGCAGCAGCUUCUUCUUCAGCGCCUCGAGUCCAUGGAGAACUACGAGAAAACGAUGGCCAGAGGUCUUUGAUGUUAUAUCCAUCUAUAUUGGUGUUAUCUACCUUAUUAUAUAUUAAUUCCUUGAAUUCAUUUUGUAUUAUUGCAUUGCUAGUUAUUUAUUUUACAUAUGAGGCUAUAUAUCAAUCAUGAUAGUAUACCUUGUGAUAUUAUUUACCGAUUCCGUUUGUAAGAAAAAAAUAUGUUAGCGUUAUUCGCUUUUAAUAAUGCUAAUUUAAUUUAAUAACGAGGAAAAUGGGAACUAAAAUCAGUUUGGUUGGACCACAAAAGCAUAUCUCGUACCCACCGACAAGUCUUAAAUGAGCCGGCCUCCUAAUCAUUAAUUGGGAUCCUAACCAAACCGCCGGUUUAGUCAUAUGCCAAACAAUAGCAUAACCAUGUAAUCAUGUAAUUUGAUACCGUAAACCGACAUUUGAGUACUUGCCCAUUAUUAAUUUUAUAAUAUCAUAUGCUAUACAAAGUAAACGAAAAAACAGUAGAGGGAGCGAAGCGAAUGAUCACUUUCCAAUGAGAGGAAUCACAUCCCACCCCACAAGUACAACAAAACAAAAGCCGAAUGCAACACCGCCAAUACAAACGCAAGACUCAAUUAAUAAUACAACAACAACAUCAUGUCACACAUAUAUAUAUAUAUAUUAUAAAA
Messenger RNA from Tarenaya hassleriana, 984 nucleotides. RefSeq lists its product as uncharacterized. The transcript has a single exon. The record is from RefSeq and is a predicted model, not a curated record. The coding region runs from base 91 to 354 and encodes 87 amino acids. Lineage: Eukaryota; Viridiplantae; Streptophyta; Magnoliopsida; Brassicales; Cleomaceae.